This is a messenger RNA of Paramuricea clavata, 258 nucleotides long. Lineage: Eukaryota; Metazoa; Cnidaria; Anthozoa; Malacalcyonacea; Plexauridae. The record is from the annotation of a GenBank genome assembly.
UCCGAGAUCAUUAUCUAGCGGAUUUAGUUCCGAAAUGUAAAGUCGAUGACAAGGCAUUGCGGAAAACCGAAGAUUUACUCCUUGAUGUAACUGGACCAAUUGCCAUGUGCAAUGAAAUGGUCUUGCAAGGUCAAGAGCACCCAGCUAAUAUAGAUCUCUCAGCUAUAAUGGGUUGUCUCACAAAAUCCUUUCAGUUAUUGGGCAAUGUUAAUGAUCAUAUUCGUAAUAAGAGACGAGCUCAAGUGCUCUCAAAAAUUG